AUGCGUGCCGUAGGGCACCAAGACGUGGCUGACGACAGCGAGGACACCGUUGACCCCAGACGGCUGUCCUCCGGCAGACGAAACAUGCACAGAACGAGCAAACGAACGACCAAAAUUAAACUUUCAGUAGCAAGCAAUAUAAGGGCAAAACAACAGCAUCUGAAGGAAAGGGGGGGACUCAUUAUUACUGUGAAAUUUGGUGCUCCUACACCGCAAACAGACAUAGCUUACCACUUUGAGCUGAAGUGCAGCUCUUCCAAGAGGGAGAGGCGCGGCCAGAGAGCUACACCCGUUGCCUAG
Molecule: messenger RNA, 300 nt
Organism: Knipowitschia caucasica
Lineage: Eukaryota; Metazoa; Chordata; Actinopteri; Gobiiformes; Gobiidae
Source: the annotation of a GenBank genome assembly